CGCCGUGAGACGCCGAUCUCGUCACAUUUGGUGCCAGAUUGAAGGGAUGUCAACCAUUGCGCUCAGUAUUUAACCCGCUGCAGCGAGACUGGCAGGUGUUGCAGCCCGGCCCGGCUCAGCUCACAACGCCAGGACCCCCUAUCCUAGACCAGACCGGCCCGGCUCAGCUUACAACGCCAGGACACCCUCUCCCGACCCCAGCCCAGCCCGGACCCCUGUCCUGUCCUGUCCCGGCGCGAAGUUGUGUGUCGGCUGCUGCCCAGGAGUUGGCGCGGUUCGUGGGGACGAUGGAGACAACGUACUCGCUGACAGCCCAUUACGAUGAGUUUCAGGAGGUGAAGUACGUGAACAGGUUGAGCUCGGGGACGCUACACAGCGGCCUGAACCUGCAGCUGGGUCCGCGGAGACCGGAGCGGGGCGGGCAGCGCGGCGGUGGCGGUGGCGGCGGCUGGAAGCGGCGGGAGGUGUGCCUGCUGUCGGCGCUGGUGUUUGCGGCGGGACUGUGCGUUAUCCUGGGCAGUAUGUUGCUGCUCAAGUACCUGUGGCCUGCGUCCGACGCCGGUUGCCGGGAGGAAGGCGGGCGCCGCAGGGGCUUCGCCAAGGCGGCGCGGCUCAUCGCCAGCAACAUCGACGCCAGCAUCGACCCGUGCCGCGACUUCUACAGCUUCUCGUGCGGCGGCUGGCUGAGCAGGCACGCCAUCCCUGAGGACACCCUGAGCUACGGCACGGUCACCGCCAUCGCCCAUAACAACCGCCAAAAACUACAGCGGCUCCUCACACAACCUGUGCGCCGGCCCCACCGCCGCUCCGCCGAGAGGAAGGUGAAGCAGUUCUACCGCUCCUGCACCGACCUGGGCGAGAUCGAGCGGCUGGGAGCCGGGCCUCUGCUGCACAUUAUCGGCCAGUGCGGCGGCUGGGACGGCGCUGACGGCCGCUUCCGUGAACUGCUCUACAGAAGCCAGGCUCUGUACAGCACCGCCGCCUUCUUCUCACUCAGUGUCAACGUGGACGACAGCAACUCUUCGCGGAACGUGAUCAGAAUUGAUCAAGAUGGACUCACUCUGCCAGAGCGUACACUUUAUUUUGGUGAGGAUGAAGAAAGUGAAAAGAUUUUAAUUGCAUAUAAAGACCUGAUGGAGAAAUUAAUAAGUCUUCUUGGAGGAGAGAAUGCCAAAAAGAAGACGGAAGAGAUAUUACAGUUUGAAAUACAGUUAGCAAAUAUAACAAUGUCUGAGUCUGAUUCUGUGAGAAGAGACAUCAACAGCGUGUACAACAAGGUGACCAUCAGGGAGUUGCAGCGGACAGCCCCCGCCGUUCAAUGGAAGUAUUUACUGGACCGAAUAUUUCACGAUAAUCUUUCAGAGGAUGAAGAAAUUGUCGUAUUUGCCACUGACUACAUGCAGAAAGUUUCAGAACUCAUAUCGAAGACUUCUCCAAGGGUGCUGCAUAAUUAUAUGAUUUGGCGUAUCGUGGUUGCCCUGAGUGAGCAUCUGUCCACACCGUUCAGAGAUGCAAUUCAUAACUUCUCAAAAGAAUUGGAUGGUACCGAGAAUCAGCUUGAUCUGGGUAAGAUGUGCUUGGACCAAGCCAACAAGCAGUUUGGAAUGGCGCUGGGAGCUCUUUUUGUUGAGGAAUACUUUUCAUCUUCCAGCAAAAUGAAAGUUCAACAACUGGUUGAAGACAUUAAACAUGCAUUUGAUCAUCGGCUAGAUGAAUUAGAUUGGAUGGAUGAAGAGACAAAAGAAGCAGCAAGAGCAAAGCUGCGGUAUAUGAUGGUUAUGAUAGGCUACCCAGACUUCCUGCUCGUUACUAAUGCUGUUGAUAGUGAGUAUGGUUUUGAAGUGCAUGAGAAAACCUAUUUUAAAAAUGUGCUUAACAGCAUAAAGUACAACAUCCAACUCUCAGUAAGAAAAGUCCGGCAGCGAGUGGACAAAACUGCAUGGCUGCUUCCUCCUCAAACUCUAAAUGCUUAUUACUUGUCGACACAAAAUCAAAUGGUAUUUCCAGCUGGGAUUUUGCAGCCUCCGCUUUAUGAUCCUGAAUUUCCUCAGUCCCUUAACUAUGGAGGUAUUGGGACUAUCAUUGGGCAUGAGCUGACCCACGGCUAUGAUGACUGGGGUAGUCAUUAUGAUAAAUAUGGCAAUCUGAAAAAAUGGUGGACAGAAGAAUCGUACGAGAGAUUUAUAAAACGAGCACUUUGCAUUGCCAAUCUCUAUGAAAGCUUUACUGUCUAUGACCAAAGGGUCAAUGGCCAACUCACACUUGGAGAAAACAUCGCUGACAUGGGAGGCCUUAGACUUGCCUACUAUGCUUAUCAGAAAUGGAUUCGAGAUCAUGGUCCUGAACGCCCUCUUCCAGGCCUUAAAUACAACCACAACCAACUUCUCUUUAUUGCAUUUGCUCAGAAUUGGUGCAUUAAGAGGCGAUCACCAUCCAUCUACCUACAGCUACUCACUGACAAACAUGCCCCAGAACAAUACAGGGUUAUUGGAAGUGUUUCCCAACUUGAUGAAUUUGGAAGAGUGUUCCAUUGUCCGAAAGGAGCCCCAAUGAACCCCAUUGAAAAGUGUUCAGUGUGGUGAUUUCAAAUUUGCAUACUUUGAAAUACACAGUUUUUUUUAAGUGUCCAAUAAAAUGUGGUUGGUUCUUUUUAUUGUCUUGAUUGCAUUUUUAAUUUCUAAAAUAAAAACACAUGAAUUCUAGCUAUUAAGAAAAACAGAAUACUUCCAUUAAUUACUUGCUAAGAAAAUCUUUGUGUAAGCAGUUCUUCUGUUCAAAUAAUAUAUUUUGUUUCACCAUGCCUUGUAAUAAGUCAUUCACAGUUCUAAGAAAUCAAUAUGCUUUUUUUCCAUAAUUGCACUGUUCAUGUUGCCAUAGCAAAAUCCUAUUUCAAUGUAUAUCAACCAUUACAAAUCAACCAAGAGGCUUAAAUUGGUUGAUUAUUUGUACAAUCUACUAUAUACCUGUAAAUAAAAAUGUCAAAAAGAAAAUCAA
This is a messenger RNA of Amblyraja radiata (thorny skate), 2994 nucleotides long. RefSeq names its product endothelin converting enzyme-like 1 (gene ecel1). Lineage: Eukaryota; Metazoa; Chordata; Chondrichthyes; Rajiformes; Rajidae. Gene Ontology annotation, molecular function: metalloendopeptidase activity. The transcript is spliced from 17 exons. Bases 288 to 2582 code for a protein of 764 amino acids. The record is from RefSeq and is a predicted model, not a curated record. Gene Ontology annotation, cellular component: plasma membrane. Gene Ontology annotation, biological process: protein processing.